AUGGCAGAAAGCGCAACUCUCAGUUUCCUAAAAACAUACUCAAUCCCACUCUUACUUCUGCUUCUCGUUGCAUCCCUCGUGAGAAACAAGUACAAGACUGGCCUCUCCGAUAUUCCUGGACCACGCAUCGCCGCAUACACCAAGCUAUGGCGUCUGUACGACGUCUGGAAAGGACAAGCACACUGGACAGCUAUCAAGCUACACAAGAAACAUGGCAAGCUGGUGCGCACAGCGCCGAAUGUCGUCUCGGUCGCGGACGCAGAUGAGAUAUCAAAGAUCUACAACAUCAAAGGCAACUUUACCAAGACUGGCUUCUAUCCUAUUCAGAGCGUUUCUUGGAAGAAGCAGCCGGCGAUGAAUCUGUUCAGCACGCGAAGCGAGGCAGAGCAUCGGGAUCAGCGCAAGAAGAUUGCCAAUGCUUACAGCCUGGAAUCGCUUCUCAAGAUGGAGAGCUCUGUGGACGACUGUGGAAAGCUUUUCGUUGAGAAGAUGAACAGUUUUGCUAAUCGAGAUGAGCCGGUGGAUCUUGGUGCAUGGCUGCAGUAUUACGCCUUCGAUGUCGUCGGUGAGCUGACCUUCCAAAGCAAGUUUGGCUUCCUCAGCACAGGUGGCGACGUAGAUGGCAUGAUGCAAGCCAUCGAAGGCAUGCUUGUGUACGCCUCACAUAUCGGCCAGAUACCGGAGCUUCAUUGGUUCUUGCUCGGCAACCCUCUGUUCACCAUGCUUAUGCCUGCAAUGGAGACGUGGAAUCAGACUCUUCUAUUUACGCUCAAGGCCAUUAACAGCCGGACGAAGAUCUCGAGAGAUGGCGAGCUUGAGCUGGAAGAAGGCAAAGUUGGCGACGACAUGCUGUCGAAGUGGGCGGCUGUAAAGUCAUUUGACCCACUCAAGAUGAGCACGAGGGAUAUUGUUGUGCAUCUCAGUGCCAAUGUCUUCGCAGGAUCCGAUACCACCGCCAUAGCUCUCCGCGCCAUCCUCUACUUCCUGAUGAAGAACCCCGACAAGAUGAACAAACUUCGCGACGAGAUCGAUGCCGCCGGCAAAGCUGGCAAGCUCAGCGACUUCAUCCAAGACAUCGAGGCAAGAAACGAACUUCCCUACCUCAACGCCGUCAUAAAGGAAGCAAUGCGUCUCCACCCAAGCGUCGGCUUCCUCUUCGAGCGGCACAUACCACCAGAAGGCGCGACUAUCUGUGGGAAGUACCUCCCCGGCGGUACAAUCGUAGGCAUAAAUCCAUGGGUGCUCCAGCAUAACCCUGAAGUCUUUCCUAACCCAGAGUCCUUCGAGCCCGAACGAUGGCUGGAGACGGAGAAGAAUAAAGAGGAGCUUGCCAACAUGGAGAAGCAUUUCUUCUCGUUCGGUGCAGGGAGUCGUGUGUGCAUGGGGAGGAAUAUCAGUCAGAUUGAGAUGAGGAAGAUUAUUCCGCUCCUUGUGAGGGAGUUUGAUAUGAGUUUGGAGGGGGAUGGGGAGUGGAAGGUUAAAAAUGUUUGGUUCACGCAACAGCAUAUGCCGACGGUUCGUCUGAGGCGGCGGGAGAAGGCUGCUUGA
This is a messenger RNA of Saxophila tyrrhenica, 1548 nucleotides long. RefSeq lists its product as uncharacterized. The transcript has 4 exons. The record is from RefSeq and is a predicted model, not a curated record. Gene Ontology annotation, molecular function: heme binding; monooxygenase activity; oxidoreductase activity, acting on paired donors, with incorporation or reduction of molecular oxygen. Lineage: Eukaryota; Fungi; Ascomycota; Dothideomycetes; Mycosphaerellales; Extremaceae. Bases 1 to 1548 code for a protein of 515 amino acids.